Durusdinium trenchii is the source of this 1555-nucleotide messenger RNA. Lineage: Eukaryota; Dinophyceae; Suessiales; Symbiodiniaceae. The record is from the annotation of a GenBank genome assembly.
GGGGGGUUCAUUUUGACUCAGAAGACUUCUCCAGCAUCGCCAUGGCUGGCUACGGUUGGAUGAAAUGGGCCAACCUAUCUUCUGAACAGCAGCAAGCACUGCAGCAAGCUGGAAACAAGUUCUUUCAGGCCGUGGAUGCAGCGAAGAGCUCCGCAGAGCGCAGCUUCAACCAGGGCGUCUCGCAGGUGCGCAGAGCCACAACAUCCCACAGCUCAGAGGUCUCAGCAACGACCGCGCACAGCGCCACCGCGCGGUGGCUGCGGAGGCCCUCCAGCCGGAGCCUGCCGUCGGAGCGACCGGAGAUACAGCUGCGGGUGUGUACCUGGAAUCUGCAUGGCAGCAAGGUGGACCCAGAGGAUGACUUAGCCUUGUGGCUGCUGCCGCAAGGGAAGGCAGCUGAUCUUUACGUGAUCGGCAUCCAGGAGUUGAUCGAGCUCGGCCCCAUGUCGCUGCUGCUGAACACCGAUGGCCAUGAGGAGCGACAAGCAGAGCUGGAGCAGCGGGUGGAGGAGAUCUUGGCCUCUUCGGGGCGGAAGUUCUUGAAGGUUUGUAGUUUCGGGAUGGUGGGGCUCUCCUUACUGACCUUUGUCUCUGAGCACUUGGAAGCCUGCAUUGGUGAGAUCGACUGCGACCGCGUCAAGACGGGCAUCGAAGGGCUCGGGGGCAACAAGGGGGGCCUGGCGGUGCGGUUCCUUUGUGGAAUGAUGUCGAUGUGCUUUGUGAAUGUGCAUUUGCCAUCGGGCGCUCACAACGAAGAUGACCGGAACGAGCAUCUUCAAGAAGUCCUCACUUAUGCCUUCCAAGGAAUCUCACGCAACGGUUCCACGCGGCAACCCAAGAAGGGCUUCCAUCGGGCGGGCGUCUACAAUGCCUUGCAGCACGAUCUGACAGUUGUCUUCGGCGACCUGAACUCACGCCUGGAUUUGCCAGAGGGGGAGGGCGCACGGCCCAAAGGGCCGCCAGAGGCUUGGCUGCUUUGCGACGAGCUGGUCUGUGGGCGCCUGAAAGCACGGCAAAUGGGCUUUCGAGAAGCCGAGGUGACAUUCCCACCCACCUACAAGUACAUCCCUGGCAGUGAUGAUUUGAGUCCACAACGGACGCCUGCCUGGUGUGACCGUGUGAUCUUCCGGCAUGAGCUUCAUGCGACCCAGGUUGCGCAGCGCGUCUUGGACUCUGAAGCCGAGGCGGUGCGCGUGGUGGACUACGACGCCUACCCGCUUCGCCGCAGCAGCGACCAUCGCCCGGUGGCUUGUGCCUUGAGAGUGCAGCUUUCACCCGUUCCGGAGGAGGUGGACUGAGGUGAAAAAGAUGGAUUGAGGCGGCACGUUUGAUGCGAAGCAGCUCUGAAAGGGGCUAAAAUCUGAUGGGGGUUGGAGUGAAACUCGCCUUGCAGCGAAGCAGCGACCCCCAGGAACAGAGCGUUUGAGCCACGAGGUCUUCCAAAAGGAAGCCACGACGCUUUGAUUCGGGCGAAAAUGCACCACAGCGGAGCCUAGUGAGAGAUGGAUUUUGGAGGCAGUUGCACUCAUCCCUUAAGUUGGACCAAGUGUGGGAG